Molecule: messenger RNA, 1080 nt
Organism: Myxocyprinus asiaticus (Chinese sucker)
Lineage: Eukaryota; Metazoa; Chordata; Actinopteri; Cypriniformes; Catostomidae
Product: pejvakin-like
Exons: 6
Coding region: 1-1080 (359 amino acids)
Biological process (GO): programmed cell death
Cellular component (GO): cytoplasm
Source: RefSeq, a predicted model, not a curated record
AUGUUCACAGCAGCGACUAAGAACUUUGUGAAGCAGGUAGGGGACACUGGACGGCUGGUCCCUGUGCCCAGUCUAAGUGAAGCGGACCGCUAUCAACCUCUCAGCCUGGUGACAAGGAGGAGGAGACGAUAUUUCUGGACAAAGACCAAAUAUGCCUCGACCCCAUUCUCACUGAAAGACAUACUCGUGGGAGAGAAGGAGAUCACCGCAGGGGUGUCAUCUUAUCAGCUCCUCAACUAUGAAGACAAGUCUGAUGUAGCCCUAAAUGGGCCUUUGGGCAACCAUUUGAUCCAUGAAGUGGGCAUCAACGUGAGUGGUUCCGACUCAGUAGCGGUGAAAGCCUCAUUUGGAAUUGUGACCAAGCACGAGGUGGAGGUUCCAACAUUACUGAGGGAACUCAACUCAAGGAAAGUUGACUUGGAUCACUGCCUGAUCCGUCAAUCCAAAGUGAGUAAGCGGACAGUCCUGUGUGUUGUCAUGGAGAGCAUCCGCACUACUCGACAAUGUUCUCUCACUGUCCAUGCUGGAAUGCGAGGAACUACCAUGAGGUUCCAGAUAGAUGAUGGUCGAAAUCCUAAAGGUCGAGAUAAAGCUAUUGUUAUUCCAGCCCAUACCACCAUAGCAUUCAGUGUAUUUGAGCUUUAUGUUCAUCUGGAUGGACGUCUUGACAUUUGUGUAGCACCAGAGUCAGUGGGAGGUUUUGAGAGGGAACAAAUACAACUUAUGUAUUUCAUAUACCAAAUACAGCCCUUGAACUAUCCCUUUGUGCUUCCUGCAGAUGACAGGACAUUUGAGGAGCUCACUCAGUCCGACAUGUACAUGGAUGAUGUUAUGACGGACUACUAUGAGAAGGCCGCCAGCAUGACUGAUCUGUCCACUACUUACCUGCGAGAUGAGAAGCACACACGCGUUAAUCUACUCAACCAUAACAUUCCUAAAGGGCCCUGCGCCCUGUGUGGCAUGGGGCACCAAAGGCGUGAGACUGUCUAUGGCUGCCUGGAAUGCUCUUCGGGGGGAAACAAAUACGUCCGUCUUCAUGCUGUUCCAUGUUUUGACCUCUGGCACAAAACCAUGAGGUAA